This is a messenger RNA of Didymodactylos carnosus, 3575 nucleotides long. The record is from the annotation of a GenBank genome assembly. Lineage: Eukaryota; Metazoa; Rotifera; Eurotatoria; Philodinida; Philodinidae.
AAAAUUCAGCUGUUUGUCUCAGUACUUUAACAGUUCCUAGAAAAACACACAUAACUGAGGAAAGUAGGCAUGCAUCAAUCUUUUUUACCCUAUGCUAAAGAUUCAGACCCCGAAUAUGAAAAACCACCAAGCUUUUGUGAUAGACAUAUCUAAUUUUCUCUACUCUAUCUGAAACUAAUGUUGGAUUUUUGUCCAGUCUUUUAAAAAUCCUCAAAGCUUGGUCAGGCUUGGCGAAAGAGUUGGAAAAACUGCAUAUCCGCCAAACUUGACCAAGCUUUGAGGAUUUUUAAAAGAUUAAACAAAAUCCAACAUUAGUUCAGAUAGAGUAGAGAAAAUUGGAUAUGUCUAUCACAAAAGCUUGGUGGUUUUUCAUAUCCGGUGUCUAAAUCUUUAGCAUAGGGUAGAAAAGCUUGGUGCAUACCUAUUCACAUGUGCGGAACUUUACCUACAGUUUUCUCAAUUUCAGCGGGGGACUAUACAAGAUUUUGCUGAUUUUGAAUGGGAUUUUGAAAAGUUCGAUUUAUUGACGUUUACUUUGAUUUGAACGAAUUUUGAAUUAUAUAAAGAGAAAGAGCACACUUCAAAGUACUCAGAAACAUCUUCACCUUUGUUUCGUUGUCUUGAAAGUUGUUUAAAAUAUUCUUAAGUCGAUAAAACAAAACGACCUUGAAAGUUCGUCCGUUUAUACGUGUUGUAUUUUCUUUAUUUAAUUCUUUUCCUUAGCUUACUACAAAAAAAUAUUGAUACACGUCUUGUACAGAAUUUGACAACACAUCUUUUGAAAAACAAUCACAUCUAAAAGUUGAGAAGAAAAAAAGUUUAGAAAAAGUUAGAGUCAAAAUAAUGAGAGAGUCAUUCUUCAUGCGACAUCCGGUAAAGUAAGAAUGCUGCGUGAACCUUUGAUUGUGUUUCUGUUCUUGAUUUUUUUCUUGCUAACUAAUUUUAAUUGUGUAUCUAUGUUUCAGGUAAAAUCACAUGAACAAGCAAAUCGUAUUGAAAUCUAUGAAAAAACCGUUGAAGCACUACAACCUGAAGUUGAUAAAUUAAUGGCAAUCAUGCAUUUUUCUAGUGUUGCUAUCGACAGUUUUUGUCGUCAAAUUCGACGUUUAUGUCAUCAAGAGAAACGUAAAGAAUUUGUUAGUGAGGCAUAUUUAUUAACAUUGGGUGAAUUUAUCAAUAUGUUUGCGGUGCUAGAUGAAUUGAAAAAUAUGAAAUCAUCCGUUAAAAACGAUUAUUCAGCCUAUAGACGUGCGGCACAAUUUCUAAAAGUAAUUAGUGAUUCAAAUGCCUUACAAGAAUCACAAAAUUUAUCCAUGUUUUUGGCAACAAAUGAUAAAAUUCGAACAAUGCUGAAAGCAUCGUUGGCACAAAUCGAAGGUUAUGAAGAUUUGUUAGCUGAUGUGGUUAAUACAAGUGUGCAUAUGUUUGAAAAUAAAUUUUAUCUUUUACCACAUGAAAAACAUAUGCUUGUCAAAGCUUUGGAAGUUGUGCCAUUGUAUGGUGAUAUGCAAAUUGCUCCGUUUAAUUAUAUUAAAAAAUCACCAAACUAUGAUCCAUCGAAAUGGCCAGUAUGUAAUGAUAAUUCGUCAACAUCUUUACAAGGAAAUCUUUUAAUGCAAUUACCAGAAAUAAGAGAAGAACAUCAAAACUUUAUGUCAGAUAUGGCUCUUUAUACGAACGAGUAUUCUUGGAAAUUAUUACAUCCAGCUGAUUAUCGUAAAGGUGCUAAAUAUGAAGAUGAUGGUGAAGAGUAUGAACGAGCAACACGUUACAAUUAUAAUAGUCAAGAAAAAUUUGCUAUUGUUGAAAUAUUAUCAUUAAUAAAAGGUUUACAGUUGUUAAUGAGUCGUAUGUCUGAAACAUUUCAUGAAGCAAUCUGUUCAACAACCUAUAAUGAAUUGCAAACAUUUGUUCAAAUACAAAUACGUGAUAUAUUGAAAAAAGUAACACAAAAAAAACGUGAAUUAACACGAAGUAUAUUGACUGCUGUAAGAGAUACAUGCGUCGAUUGGUGUACAGAUAAUGAAACGUCUUCAUCAUCGACUAUGGAUGAUACUUUGGGUAUGAAAAAUGGUCAUCAUUCAAAUAAAAAAGAUAAUCAUGAUGCAAAUAUGUCACGUUUAAACAAACGCUGUGCUGGACCAUCUAGUACUCAGCUUUAUAUGGUGAGAACAAUGGUAGAAUCACUAUUAACAGAUAAAAGUGGUUACGGUAAACGUACAUUACGAAAAGAUAUUGAUUAUAAUCAUUUGGUAACAAUUGAACAAUUUCAUAAAUCAUCAUUUUUCUGGGAUUAUCUUUUAAAUUUUGAUGCUACAUUAAAAAAAUGUUGUGACUUAUCUCAAUUAUGGUAUAGAGAGUUCUAUUUAGAAUUAACAAUGGGAAGAAAAAUUCAAUUUCCAAUUGAUAUGUCAAUGCCUUGGAUAUUAACCGAUCAUAUUUUAGAAUCGAAUAAACAACCAAUGAUAGAAUAUGUAUUUUAUCCAAUGGAUUUGUACAAUGAUGCUGCCAUGUAUGCGUUAACUGUAUUUCGUAAACAAUAUUUAUAUGAUGAAAUUGAAGCUGAAGUUAAUCUAUGUUUUGAUCAACUAGUAUUUAAAUUAAGUGAUAAAAUUUUUACACAUUUUAAAUGUAUUGCUGCAUGUAUGUUACUUGAUAAACGAUAUCGUUCAGAAUGUCAUAUGAAUGGUAUCAAAGUUAUGUUCCCAUCUGCUAAUAGAUUCAUUACCUUACUUCAACAAAGACAUAUUCAGUUAUUAGGUCGUUCAAUUGAUCUGACAUUUUUGUUGAAUCAACGUUUAACAACAUCGUUUAAAAAAUCAUUAGAAACAGCUAUAUUACGAUUUGAAUGUGGAAAUAUAACUGGAAUUAUGGAAUUGAAUAGUUUAUUAGAAGUGAAUCGUUUGACACACGAAUUAUUAUCAAAAUAUUUAUUAUUAGAUGAUUUUGAAUCAUUGUUAAAUGAAGUAAAUCAUAGUGUAUCAGCACCCUAUGGACGAAUUGCUUUACAUAUAUUUUGGGAAUUGACUUAUGAUUUUUUGCCACAUUAUUGCUAUAAUGGAUCAACAAAUAGAUUUGUUAAAACUCAAUUGCCACAUGUCAAUGAAGUACAACGUGAAAAAGUUGGCCGUGAAAUUCCUGAUUCACAAUUAUGGGGUACAAGAGAAUUAAAUCAAGCUUAUGAAGUCGUUAACAAUCUGUAUCGAGGAUUUGUUGGUGUACAACAUUUUCGUAUGUUAACACGUUUAUUAGGCUAUCAGGGUAUUGCUGUCGUUAUACAAGAAAUGCUUAAAUUAGAUAAAACUAUACGAGAUUUUGUUGAAAAAUUACGACAAUGUCUACCAAAACAAUGUAAACUGCCUCGUUCAGAUUAUGGAUCACCAGCAAUAUUACAAUAUUAUUUACAUCAAUUACAAGAUAUUUUACAAUUUCCAAGUAUACAAGAUGUAUUUCAUUGUUUUCGUGAAUUAGGAAAUGCUAUACUCUUCUUCUUAAUGAUUGAACAAAGUCUGGUAAGUUUUAGAAAACACAAAAAAAAAAGAUCUGAGUUAUUUUUUAUUCAAAAAAAAAAAGCU